This is a messenger RNA of Fragaria vesca subsp. vesca, 528 nucleotides long. RefSeq names its product FH protein interacting protein FIP2-like. The coding region runs from base 1 to 528 and encodes 175 amino acids. The record is from RefSeq and is a predicted model, not a curated record. Lineage: Eukaryota; Viridiplantae; Streptophyta; Magnoliopsida; Rosales; Rosaceae. The transcript has 2 exons. Gene Ontology annotation, biological process: protein homooligomerization.
AUGUUUAGUACUGGAAAUCAUGAUGCCCUGUGUAAAGAUGAAGAAGGAUACGUUUUUAUUGACAGAGAUGGUGAAUAUUUUACUUACAUUCUCAAUUACAUGAGAGAUGGCGAUGUUCCUACAUUACAAGAUUCUUCUGAGUAUUCCCAACUUCUAAAGGAGGCACAUUACUUUGAGCUUGAAGGACUUGCAGGUGGAAUUGAUCUCUUGUUGAACAAUAAGAAGAAAGAGUUGGGCGCAAAUCUUUCAGCCUCAUUCUUUUACCAUGUCGAUGCUGUAAGUACUAAUGCCACGUUGAAAACACCUAAGUUUGAUAAGGCAAAUCUUCAAGGCGCUAACUUCAACAAUGCUAAUAUGGUGAAAUCCUGUUCGUUUGAUGGGGCAAAUCUUCAAGGGGCUAACUUUAACUAUGUGAAGUUGGGAAGUUGUUCGUUUGUUGAUGCAAAUCUCGAAGGAGCUUCUGCAGUGGGUGUUGAGUGUGACGAGGGCAUACCCUUUUCAGGCUGUAGAUCUCCACCUCUUCACUGA